Molecule: messenger RNA, 2543 nt
Organism: Varroa destructor (honeybee mite)
Lineage: Eukaryota; Metazoa; Arthropoda; Arachnida; Mesostigmata; Varroidae
Biological process (GO): regulation of transcription by RNA polymerase II
Cellular component (GO): nucleus
Molecular function (GO): DNA-binding transcription factor activity, RNA polymerase II-specific; RNA polymerase II cis-regulatory region sequence-specific DNA binding
Source: RefSeq, a predicted model, not a curated record
GACAAAUAAAAACUUUGCCAGUGCAACUCUUCCCGUCGUCGUCGACAUCCACCCCGGAGCUGUCUGCUCUAAAAGGCCUCAAAGAUGAACCAAACGUUCGCACAUGGCCAAUCGGCGGUGGAUGCGGGAGUUUCCCACGGCGGGCCCAUGUUGCCCCUACCGCUGCCCGCCUCAGUGGGCGGCUCCAUGGGCAAUAUGGGUUCUAUGGGAAGUAUGGGUGGUAUGAGCGCAAUGAGCGGUAUGGCGGGAGUAACAGCAAUGCCGCCUUCGGUUGCUGGGAGACACCGAUUAGAGUGCGCCCCCGGGGCACCCAUUCCGUAUACCAUGCAGUUCGGCCAUCAUAACUGGUAUACCGCCGAUAUCGACUAUUCCUACCCAGAUAGUAAGGCGGACUUUCAUUUUUCGGACAGCAAGAAGUACAUAUGGAAUAGAUCAGAGGGGUGGUACACUGCUUAUCAGGACUACCAGAAUACCGACGCAACAACUCCCGCCACUACGACACCUCAGCAUCACCCUUCGCGAGUGGAGUCCACGUCGUCCGGCUUCUCCCCGUACCCGUCGCCGCACCCCGCUAGUCUCUCUACGACGCCCACGCAUACGGGGUCGGGUAGCUCCCCCGCACUGCCGGGCUCGACGGUGACCGCCGCUACCACCCCAGCUGAGGCCGUUAGUGAAGAUGACGUCAAUGAUAGAAGUGGCUCACCGGAUGACGAAUCGGAGUGGUCUCCAUCAGUGGGCGUCAGUCGAUUGGAGCGGGUAGAUCGCGAGCCCGGAACGCAAGGCACCGUUCACGUACGCAAGAAGCGCAAACCUUACUCGAAACUCCAGACUCUGGAAUUAGAGAAGGAGUUCCUAUUCAACGCGUACGUGUCCAAGCAAAAGCGAUGGGAGCUCGCGAGGAACCUCAAUCUCACCGAACGGCAGGUGAAAAUAUGGUUUCAGAACCGACGCAUGAAAAGCAAACGGAACAGCCAACGACAGCAGACGCAGAAUCGGUCAAGCCAGAUCGCGCUAGCCAACAGCCCCCUGGGGGCCCACACACCGGGACCUCCUGGCCCUCACGGCCUAUCUGGACUCCCUCCCAGCCUGCCUGGCCACGUGACGUCUGGUCAUGUCCCCCUUGGUGGCCAGGUGACGCCACCUAGCACAGGUCCACCACCGCAUACGCCGAUGGGGCAGUUAUGCGGGGGCCCGAGUCUAGGAAUGGGGGUCGGAGUUGGAUAUCCCACACCCGCCGAUACCCAGUCAUCCUCAGUGUAUCCGCCAGUACUCUCCUCCACGUAUCUAUAGGAAUCCGGCAGCUCCUGCAAGAUGUGAACGUUCGGCAGCGCAGCAACUGAACAGCAAGGAAAUGGAAUAGAACCAGGACGAUCCGGAUGAAAAAAGAGAAAAAACUUAAACAAUAGGACGAGAACAUUACAACUGUGGAAAUAAAUAGACAGAAAUGAGCAGAGACUAUGGCAGAUGACGAUGACAAUUGAUAUAUAAAUAUAGUAUAUAUAAGUAUGAAUACAUAUAGAUAUGAGCAGUACGACUAAUCAACAACAACGGAAGAAACAACAACAAUUAUAUGACUGACGAAUGCACGAAUUAUGAGAACCAGGAGAGCAAACGGAUUAAACGAAAAGCGCUGAAGCUGCACAGGAUGCCGUGGUUAGCGUUUGCAAUAAGCUAUUGAAAUAGUGCGGCAAGUGAAGUCUACAAGGGACAAUACUACCAUUAAGGAAUACUGAUUAUGAUUCUGACCGGACGAUGUCGAUAGGCGGAAGAGGCAAUAUGAAACAAUGAACAGCGGUAAAUGGUCAUCAGUUGAUGCAGGCGACGGAUGAUCAAAUCGAGGCAUUGCAAAACGCGAACUAACAACACAGAGCACCAAUACAAUCGUAGAGAUGCAAAUAUCUAAAUGCCUAUCAACACGGAGGGACGUUGCACUCCGAUCCGGAUCGAAGCACCGUAGCAUCAAGCGACGGCGGAUUAUGAUCAGUCUUUGUCAUACUAAAUAAUAACAAUAAAGAACAGUAUGUAUCAUGUCAUAUAAAUAAAGCUUCAUCGUCUCGCCAGUGGUCAUAAUGAUCUGCUUUACCCGACGAGAUCGGAACAGGAACUGCGCGGAAAAUCUAAUGUCGAUAAUGAGAAUAAUAAUAAUAAUAAUGCAAAUUACAGUAAUGAUAAUAAAUAUUAUAAUAAAUGAUGAUGGUGAUGAUGAUGAUGAUGAUGACAAUGGAUAAUUAUAGAAAUGAUAAUAUGUCGAUGGUAACGAAAAUGACAUAAAGACACACCUUCACACAACGAAACACAGACACACAAUGAUAAAAUUAACGGACCGAUGGUAAUGGCAACAUUGACACCAACGAUACAUAACAUAAUGAAGAUCAAAGAUGAAGACGACGAAAGCGGGAAAUACGGUGAAGUAAAAGAUAAAAUUAAGUAUGAAAAACAAUAGGACGAACGUAAAAUAGAACGAUCUACAUACGAAACAGGUGGAAAUAAAUACAACAAGCAACAUGAACAAGAAAGGCUCUGCUAGACUUAGUAUGAUCAUG